Trichoderma atroviride IMI 206040 is the source of this 1830-nucleotide messenger RNA. The record is from RefSeq and is a predicted model, not a curated record. NCBI's taxonomy places the organism in Eukaryota, Fungi, Ascomycota, Sordariomycetes, Hypocreales, Hypocreaceae.
GAUCCUGACUCUCAAUCGUCCACGCGCCGUGCGACGCGUCAGACGCCUGUGCAUCCUCCACCAGUUCCCGCGUCUGCGCUGCUGCCGGUGCCGGUGCCGGCGACGAACAAGAUGGCCGCCGCUCCUCUGCCUGCCGUGACGGCCGUUCCUCUGCCUCAGAUGCUCAUGCCAGAUCCGCAAAAGCGACUCGCCCGUAACGGCGCUGCUCGCCCGGCUGGCGCCAAGACCUCUGCUCUCCCUGUUGCGCCCCCAAGCCUCGAGGCGGCUGCUCCCAAUGGCGCUGCCCCUCCAAAUACCAGCACGAUAGUACCGCCGCUGCCGUCGCCCAACUCCAUCCGACGUAGGCGACCCUCGGAUCUCGUCGCACCGGAGAUUACGUAUCACGUUCCCCAGGCGAACCAGCAUGGCCGGCUCUCUUCAUUAGUGAGGCCUCAUGGGCCUUCUGCGCCGCCUCCAAGACUAGAUAAAAUAGCGACCACCCCAAUGGUCAUUACGCCGGUGCUACCGCCCAAGCCACCGACAUUGCCCGUGUCCGACCGACCGCCGCCGAGAACAGAUCGCAAUAUUGACAAGGUUGUUCUGGGAAACCUUUGCUUCCGGACGUGGUAUCCGAGUUACUACGGCAAAGAAGUGCUGGGAGCUACAUCGGGCAACGCAAAGGGAGGCAGCAAGGACGGCCCCGCGGAGACGGGCGGAAAGGCGCCGGCAAAGAAAGAAAAGGACGGCGCUCCCAUGCUAGAGAGGCUGUACGUCUGCCCUUGUUGCUUCAAAUAUGCCAAAGAGCUUGUGGCUUGGUGGGGUCAUGUCAAGCUAUGCCAGCAGCGAGCUCAUGUGCCAGGGAAGAAGGUCUAUGUCCAUCCCAAAGGCAGACGGAUGGUGUAUGUUGCGCAGGAUGGCAGCAGCAGGGGCCCGGGACAGAAGAAGCGGCGAGGGGAGGGAAACAUACGCUACGUGGAGGAAAUCGUGCAGGAUGAAGGCGAAUGGAGCCUUUGGGAGGUGGAUGGAGAGCAGGAUGUGCUCUUCUGCCAGAAUCUAUCGCUCUUUGCCAAACUCUUCUUGGAUAACAAGUCAGUCUUCUUUGACGUGACUGGCUUUAACUACUUCCUGUUGGUAUAUACACCACCAACGGCGGCGGCACCGUCUGGCACGGCUACUCCUCCUGUAACACCACAAAUCACAGGUUUCUUCUCAAAGGAAAAGAUGUCAUGGGAUAACAACAACUUGGCAUGCAUUCUCAUGUUCCCCCCCUGGCAACGCAAGGGUCUUGGUGCCCUUCUGAUGGGCGCCUCCUACGAAAUCUCUCGACGAGAAGGCAUCAUGGGUGGGCCUGAGAAACCUAUAUCUGAUCUGGGUAAGAAGGGAUAUCAACGUUUUUGGGCUGGGGAGAUUGCUCGUUGGCUACUUGGCCUCGAAAUCGCCCCGGCGGAUUCAGAAGACGCCUCGGAAACACUGGUGGACGUUGAAAAUUGCAGCCAAGCGACAUGGAUCUCAUCAGAGGACUGUCUGAGCGUGUUGAGGGAUAUGGGUGUGGUCGAGGAUGCAGGUAUCGGGCCCGGAAAGCCGGAACCUAAGAAGAAACAAGCCGCCGGCGAAGAGGAAGGGAAACAGAGCGGUAAGAGAGCAUCAGCCGAGGCUGAAGAUGAGAAACAGCAGCCGAAACCGGUCGUCAAGCAGGUUCCUCGUGUCCGACUUGACAAGGAAGCGGUACGGCGAUAUGUGGCGGCUCAUCGAAUCAUCUUGGACAAGACGUGUGAUCCAAACGGGUUUAUAGAAGGAUAUGCUGUGAAGAGGGCCGAGAAGGCGUCAAGCGAAAGUGUGGAAUCCAGAGAU